Molecule: messenger RNA, 9570 nt
Organism: Sphaeroforma arctica JP610
Lineage: Eukaryota; Ichthyosporea; Ichthyophonida
Exons: 20
Coding region: 1-9492 (3163 amino acids)
Biological process (GO): regulation of transcription by RNA polymerase II; negative regulation of DNA-templated transcription
Cellular component (GO): transcription regulator complex; histone deacetylase complex
Molecular function (GO): zinc ion binding; transcription corepressor activity; sequence-specific DNA binding
Source: RefSeq, a predicted model, not a curated record
AUGUAUGUACAUGAAAAUCCUAAUGUAUCCUCUACAAUCACCAUAUCCCCAAUUCGCAUAGCUCCUGAGUCCCCAGUUCUCAGCCGUAAGAGCACCGCGCAAUCCGUUAGCAGGUCAAGACCUGAUAGUGAACAAUUAACCAGGGGCAGUAAUGCAGGCGAACCAUCAGGUCCACAGCAGGAGUCGGUGUCGGACAAGGCGGCUCUGAAGGUCAAGGCAUCGGAUAGCCUCACCCGGACUAACACAGGAGGCGUAGCCUCCACCUCUGUGAGCACGAAUAGCUUGGUCUGUAGGUUCUGCUCGAAGGAUUUCCUCAAUCAAAGCAGUCUCAACAAGCACAUGACUUCACACUCCGACAUCCGGCCCCACACAUGUCCGGAUUGCAACAAGUCCUUCAAAAGAGUCGACCAUCUCACCUCGCAUACCAUGACUCAUAGACUGGACCGGCCGUACGUGUGCAAGAUUGGGCUGUGCAUGAAGCGGUACAAGGAGAAACGCCAACUCAGGAAACAUUAUGAGAGUUGCCAUUUGCUGUACGAUGACGGGCAGCCAGAGAUCGCAGGGUCAGAAUCUGUGGAGAAGCUCAAUGCGGGUAGCAAAAGAGCGGGGAAUGAACAAGGCAGAUCUCCCAUCUCAGAAACACUAAUACCAACGCAUACGCCCAUCUCCCACGACCCGUUUGCGUGUGCAGGUGGCGAAUCCUCGCCCGAUGGUGGUGGCUUCAACGACUACCAUGCCACAGGCACCAACAGCAGCAGACGAGCCACGCUCAAGAGCACACACGCGGGGAGUACUAACAGCCUUGUACGCAACAGUACAAGCUCAGCAACAUCGCAGGCACGUGGCAGAGGCGAUCUGGACGACGCCCACGUGCUACGGAGCCGACAGUCCCAGCAGCUGUAUCCGCGGAAUCCGAUUGGUGCGGCGAUAAAACCCAAUCAUCUUGGUGCGGAUAUAAAAUCGCGGCGCGAGAGCGCGUCAGGGCCGAGUUUUAAUGGGCCGCGCGACGAGUAUGCCGAUGCGAGUGGGGAGAUGACGACGUCAUGGCGUGACAAAACGUCUAAAUUCAGCCUCUUUGAAGACCCCCAAAGAGCGAUGAAUGACCCUGAUCGGGCCAUGGCUGCCGAGGCGGGUGUGGGUGUUGAGAGUGCUAGCACUACACAGCGCCGCAGUAGUGAGAUGUUUAACCCAUUUGCUGAACACCCGCGUAGAAGUACCAAUGACCUCCGCCAGUCUAUGGCUGAGACGCACGGCGAGGGUGAGCACAGUGCUAGAGAGGUGUAUGGGAGUGAAUACUACAAUGCUGCGAAUAGUGAAGACACGCUAUCGAGAAACCGUAACCAUGGCGACGAUGGCAGGUGGAGGGAUGCUCCGGGCGCUGGGCCACGGGGCCCACGACAGGAAGGCAUGUAUGACGCACACGCCACAGUCAGAGAUGCUAUAAAUAGACAUACGGCAUAUGAGCGGGAGGCUAUAAAUAGAACACGUAAUGCGCACAACCUGCGCGAAAUGCGACCGGCGGUGGCACAGAGGGGCCCGUUGGCGCACUCGCCGCCACUACCGGCACCGCUGCAGCCACUGCGCAGCCGCGGAAUAGACCAACCCCCAUUAGGCAAGCCCUUAUUAGGAAAGCCGCCAGUUGGCAAGGAGUCGCACUUACAGCGCCUGCACCCGCAUAGCAUUGGGGCAGAGCGUCUUUCGCGAAGUAGCUCUACGGGAGAGCUGGAGAUCAAAAACGAUGCGCAUGUGUCCCAGAAUCCGCUUGUUGCGGGCCAUGCGCAAAUGGGGCCAAAUUCGGCCCGAAGUCCUGCUCGUGCGGCUGCACGGAGUCCACACAUGGACAUGGGGGAAGGCGCUGGUGAGGGUGUGGGAGGGUUGCAUCGAGAAGAUACAACCGAUGUAGGAGGUAGAUUCCGUGGAAUGGGCCGGAAGUCUCCCAGUCUGGCGCGCAUAUCGCCAAAUUUGGGACACAGCUUGCCCAAUAUGGGCAGGGAAUCGGCAGCAGCUGGCGUUUUGUCGCCCGGAAUCGAGCGGACCUCGCCUGCCAAGGGACGUCUGCCGGACUCUCGUAUGCCAGAUGCCAAAGCGCUAUUCUCCCGCUCAGUGGAAGGCAUGAGUGUUGGUGGGCGCGACAGAGGGGGUGCUGCGGACAUACAUGCGUACGCAGACACAGACACUGCAUAUGCUGACCGAGGCGGCGGCUAUGCACGGGCCGGCAUGGCGUAUGCGGGUGCACGCACGCCCUAUGCCGACACACGUCACCCAUACGGGGACGCGGACGAAGCAUACCCAGACGCACCCGCCAAUGCACCCAGGGGCUCUGACGCAAUGCCGCGUAGGCACACAGGCACUAGCAACAACAUGGACAACCCCCACGCACGCUUUGGACGACUGGAGAGUGCGCCGGGACGGCCUAGCAGUGUACAGCCGAUCUCCAACAAUGGACUGGGACGGCCGCUGAGUGUACUGGGCACCACAGCAGUGAGUGAAGGCUUGAAGGGUUCUGGCCCAGAGUGGUCGGGGGGUGUAGACGAGCCAGUUGGUGCGGCUGGAUGGUCGAGGGGUAGGGAUGCCGAGGUAGACAAUACCGGGAUGUAUAGCGGGUCGGGUGCGGGUGCGGGUGCGGGUGCGGGUGCGGGUGCGGGUGCGGGUGCGGGUGCGGGUGGAGACAUGGGCGAAUUUACGCAGACGCAGACACCGACGGAAUACCCAGGAGCAGCACAACGGCGAUGGAGGAAUGACUCAUCGGGACUGGUGCGAGAGAGGGGGGCCUAUAUUGAAACCGAGAAGGGUCUUUCGAGGGGUGUAGGUACGAACACCCAAGCACAGCCCCCAGCACAGCCACCGGGUUUGCCGAAUCCGCUGAAUGCUCAGUACAAGCCGCGCAAAGGUGUGGUGGGCAAUGGGCUCGAGAGUGCACCGAACAGCAGCGAGAAGGCGUCCCCCCGCAAGAAGAACAUGUUCCCGGGCAUGGGCAGGAUCAACAUCAAACAACACACCUUCAAGUCUUCUCCGUAUUCGCAACAGCCAAAAGAGGGUAACCGCUUACAACCCUGUACCUCCGCAGGACUGGGGAGUGCUGCUCACUCUCCGAACGGCGUUGCAUCGGUGACUGAUCACAGUGGCAAAGUCAGAAAAAGGACUGAUGCCGAGCUACUCUACGCCGAUGUCACUGGAGAAUUGGGCGGUCCCAUAUCAGACUACCACCAUGCACAAAGGGCGCUGAUGUGUGAGCAGAACCAGAGACAACGCGCCAAAGACCUGGACGUUGGAAAACAAUCAUUGGGCAGUAAUGGUAUUCAGCUCACGCCACACGAUCGUCCCGUCUACAAACUGGGUAACACCAGCAGCUACAACAUCGGUGACAGCAACACGCAUCUCCAAGGAGAGAUGCGCACACACGCGCCUGGAGUCUCGACUACGCACGCGCUAGCGCUUGCACAAGCAGCGGACGAAGCCAGACAGCGACGCGAACACGCGCUGAAUCGGAAAGGAGGCGUAGCCUGGCACUCGCGACCAAACUCGCGCCUGAGACAGAGCAGGCCACAGUCUCGAGCGUAUACACGCCCAGAGUUGAGGUCGCAGCCACCAGCGCACACGCCUGUGACUGGGGUGAGUGCGUCCGUGUCCCUGGAGGCGGAUGUGAGAGAUGUUGGAGAGGGAACGAUCGCGGGAGAGGCAGAUAUAAACACAGUGGAGAUGGAGACAGAGGUAGAGGAGGAUAGUGGGCAUGUACCCGAAGCAAGUGAAACACAGGCACAGGCAGGCAGCGUGGGUGAGAUAGAGGAAGAAGUGAAAGAUGAGAUGGAUGUGGAUGUGGAGGAGACGAGUGCUGGUGUGGUGGGAGAUGCCGAUAAGGCACAGGAACACCCAGAAGAAGACCUGAGCAAAACAGAUGGGGAGCAUUCAGGCGAGGGGCCGAGUGUGAUGGUUGUACCUGGAGGAGAUAGUGAAGAUCCAAGUGAUACAGAGAACAAGGGUAUCCUCGAUGUCUCGCAGCGGGAUACGGCAUCUGGCAAACACAGCCAUGUAAUUCACUGGUCACGAGGCUUCCACGAUCAAAAUGGGAAGUACUAUCCAGGCGGAGUUAUGGUGUCCCACAAAUCUGGCAUCACACACGUGGGGCCUAAUUACCAGUGUGAUCUUUCGUUUCUGGACGAAGAAAAUGGAGUCGAAGAAAAUACUAUUGAAGAAUUUGGUGGGGCGCAGACACACAACGAGUUGUUGUGGCAACCAGACUCAGUGGACGACGAUAGCUUGAAUGUGAUCUUGGAGUACUCGGACCUUCUUAAGGUACGCCAACCCGCUGGCAUGAAGUGGUACUAUGAGGAUAUCCUGCACUUGUGCAUGAAUGCGCCCCACUUGACUUCUGUGCUUGUGAGUCUUCUCGACUCCGAAGUUCGGGCGAAGUACCGCACUGUGCCGCAAUGGACCGACGAGGAGAAAAAUUUAUUCAGAGAUGGCUUCUCCAAAUACCAAAAGGAUUUUAGAGCAAUCAGCCAAGAGAUCCAGACCAAGAGCAUAGCCGAUGUCGUCGCCUACUACUAUCACUGGAAGAAGGAUGAGAAUACAGACUAUCGAUAUUCUCUGAGCAAGAGAAUACCCCCGGCGACACCGGAAGAACCCACCAGCCGCAGGCGACAGGCGAUCGGAAAUAACCGCUCGUCGUAUGCAGCAAAUGGUGCCCACACGGCUGGUGCAAGUCCUGCCAAACCGUCGCGGAAUAGAAACAGAGGUACAACUAAACGAAAGCGUGGACGUAAACCUAAGCGCAAACACAGCAGCGACCGUGAGACACAGCCUAGUGGCACCGAACUAUCUUCCAGUUCCGAUAGCAGCUCUGAGGAGAGUGGCGAUAGUGGGGAUAGGGAGUGUGCGGUGGUUACUGAUGCAGACGAUAGUGAGAACGCGCUGUCUCUGGAUUUGGGCGAGGACGAAGAUGUUGGGGAAUUCACAAAUAGGUCGAAGAAUGGGCGGUUUGUUUCCAAAAAGGUAAAAUUAGGGGCCAAAAAUACGGCCACAGUCAUUCGUAGCGACGAAGAACCGGACAAGCCCGAACCAAAAAAUACUGAUAGUCCUAAGACCAAAAAUGAUGACAAGCCGGAUGAUAAAGGUGAGGGUGAGACUAAGGUUGAAGAAAGCAAUUCUGUGGACGAGGUAGCGAAUGAACCAGGCGAAGAUAAUGAGACGUUAGCAGAUACCAAUAAGGACACUGAAAAAGACACCCUCGAUGAGACAGAAGUGGCCACGGCUGUGGAGAUUGACACAGCCACCACGGGUAACGAUGGCAACGCCGGUAACCAAGGCAACAGCAGCAAUGCCCAAGGCAACGCUAAACCUCAGGACAAGGAAGUGGAUGUCAUUGCGGCGGCGAACACGCUUGCGAAUGACAUUAUCAGUCGCACUCUGGGCCCGCGAAACCGCAGAGCUGCCGCUGCCAGAGCGAAUGCUAAUGCUAAUGCUAAUGCUGGUGCUGGUGCUAAGACAAAUGCUAAGACAAAUGCCAGCCCUGGUUUCAAUGCUGGGGUUAGCGCAGAGACUAAGGGUGCUGCGGACAAGGACAAGGAAGCGGUGCUUGCAAGAGAAGGAGAUGCGCCAAUGCGGGAUGAGAGAAUUGUCCGCAAUGUGGCCGAAUCUUUACACAAUCCAUUCAGCCGUUCGAAUUCCUGGGCUGCGCAGGUCAACAACAGCUCGGGUCAAAACUACCGUCAGAUCCUACCCAGCCCAAGAUCCAAUGAUUUCAACUCUGCACUCCAACAAGCGUCUCAGCGCAAUGAAUACGAUACGUAUAACCCCAGUAUGGCGGCUCAAAACGCAGCCAACUCAGAUGCUCACGCUAAGAUAGUCGGUGAAGAAGGCAGACAUGCGGCAGGGAUGGACGUAAAUAUGAACGGCCCUAGUAAGGCAAGUGCCACGGGGAGUGGGUGGUUGCCUGGCAACGCACCCGAUGGUGGAAUGCAGGCGGAUAACAAUCUGAUGAAGAGCGUCAAUGCAGCGCGAGUGUUUGCGCAUGAAUGUUCAGAGUGUCAGGAGAAAGAGAGUACGUUGUGGAGGAAGGGUGUGCUUGGAGGUGUCCUGUGCGACGCGUGUUCUAAGAAACACACCGUCAUCACCCGAGGACAGUGCGGGUACUGUGGCGGCUGCGAGUCUGAUCUAUGGCUCAAAGGAGAGGGUGUUGCCGUGGCUUGUCGCAACUGUUACGAGACAGUGGUGACAGAUAACAUCCAACGCAUGGCCACGUGGACUCCUGCCGACGUCGUCGCGUACAUGCACGCACACACCCGCAGGCGCGAGAGUGUGGACGGACGGUAUGCCCAGGAUAUGCAACCCACGCCCGAAAUUACGGGAGCAGGUGUAAAGGGUCCUGAGGGGGACGGUGCAGGUGCAGCUGCGCCUGUACCGGAGGUGGUGGUGCGCACGGCGACACGGUGCAGUCUGCCCGACACUCGGGUCAACUUGCCCAAGCUGCCUCAUAAAGAGUCACACGAAGCACGCGCGCGGUCACAGCCACCACCGGGCAUGGAUAAAGAGCCGGCUAUCGCGGGAAAAAGCGGGACGGAGGCGACAGAUAUGGGCAUACAAGCCCAAGUAGACAUCCCAGCGGGGGACUUGCAGAGUGAGAGGGGUAUAGAAGCGACGGACACGGCACCUACUAAAGAGAUAUUGGCUCCAGGUGGUAGUGUGCCAGGACAGCAUGAUGAGGUGGGAGAUGACCGUCUUGAACUAUCACGAGCACUGCAACAGCGAGUAGAAAGUACUCAAGAGCCGGAUGAAGGACAACACAAUGAGGAGGUGGCAUAUGGUGCGCAAGAACCAGAGACGCACACAGACCAGCAGAGUGUGUACAUGCCACAGCGACACCAGCAGAUGUUGCAACAGCAACAGCAGGGACAACCGCCAAAUGAAUUCGCGCGGGAGUCGAGGAUAGGCAAAGAUCGAGAGAGAAGGGAGGAAGCUGUGAAUAGAACACAGGGACAAUUCUACCCCGUUGCACACCCAGGGCCACAGGAGCGACGGCUGCAGCCCCACCCUGCAACUCGCACCCAGGCUUUCGGACAUGCCCAGGAUGCUGAGGCCAGUCCCGACAUGCGUGAUGACCCGCAACAGUCCCAGAUACGAGGCGUGAACACAUACUCCCCGCAACCUCAACAUGCAGGUCGGCCACCGCAUGAACGAGGACAAGAACGGCCCUUAAGCGAGGAAUACGGGGCACGGCCCAGGCCAACGGGACCGAUGGGUGACGGUGUAACGAUACCUCAGGUACCCACUCGCGCACGACGAUAUCUGAAUAGCCCAGAGAUGGGUUUGGGUGCGAGAGAGGGUAGUCAUGCCAUAGACGCCAGUGAACGUGCACGCGACUUAGGGAGAGAUCCAUAUCAGGAUCGAAUGUCAAUGAAAAUGAAUGCGAGUGACAGUGAGCGUAUGGCGUUGAUUCGCCGACAGGACGACAGUUUGCGUGAACGUGCUCGCGCCGAGGCCAUGCGGCGUGAGGGUGGUGAUGGCGGUAACGGUGGCCGAGAUGGAGGUAGGUAUGACCAAGAUCUGCCGCGUCGUGAACCUUCACUUGCACCUGUAAUUGAGUCCAGGACUGCAGGAAUGGGACAGAAUGAAGGGGGACCGUACGACCCUCGUGCUAGUGGUGAUGUAGGUACAGCACCACCGGGCCGCAGGCUAGGACCAGGAUCAGGAUUCAGACCUGGACCGGGUGGCGUAUAUAGUAGACAAUUGCACAGGAGCGGCACAGCGGGCAUGUCGCAGCCGAGCAGUACACGAGAGUCCCUUGAAAUGGCCCCAGGCCAGUUUUCUGAGCAUCAAGGCCGAGUUCGAGGGCAAGGGCAACCCUACAGGCCAAUGGGGGACAGCUACGAGUCAGCACACGGCCCCCAAACACGCCCUCCAGGUGCAAGCCUCAGGUCACCGCAGCUAGAUGGAGAAGACCAUGCACGACAAGCGUAUGCACAAGCACAGACAGUGGCUCAGCAGGACGCUAGGUUACGCGCCAGGGAGUAUGCGCGCGAACAAGAGCGCAAGAUGUACGGUGUGGAGAAUGACAGGGACCACAUGAGAGAAAGAGAGGGCUCUGCUUAUGGUCGGCCUGCACCACAGGGAAUGCGAGUGCUAUCCUCAGGUGUAGGUAGGAGUAGUCUAGCGGUGGAUUCCGCUAUGCCGGGGUUGAGUCCCGCUUUAAGUGCGGCUGGUGGUGGUAGUGGUGGCACGCGCAAUAGUUUUGGCGCGGGAAGUGUCCAGAGUGGACGGUAUGGGGCACCGCUACAGGGAGGCGUAGGAGGGCCAUCUCGCUCGUAUGUACAACAACAACAACAACAACAUAGAUAUCCACCACCACAACACCACCCACAUCGAUACCAGCAGCCGCAACAACCACGUGGGCUGGGACAGGCUGGGCCACGUGGGUCUGUGGAUGAUAUAUCGUCCGGAAAGCCCGACAUGGGCACGGAAAGAGGGCCUCCUAGGGGUGCGCCUGACUUGGCUGAAGGCGCGCGACCAUCUGUCUCUGGGCCUUUGAGCACAUCACAGCAGCAACAGCUGCGUCAACAACAACAACACGCACUGCACCAGCAGAGUAUGUAUGGCAGGGCUAAGGAUAUGAGCGCAGGCGAGUACAGGGCGGGAGACCCGGGUCUGAGCGAACGGCCCAUGAGUGCCAGAGGAGGUCGAAUGAACGCUGAUAUUGAGAGAGAUGGUAUGCGGGAGAGAGAGCAUGAACGAGUGCGAGGGCCCAUGGGUUAUGGGAGAGGUAUGGGCAACGACCAUAAAGCGGGCACACCGCAUCCUGGUAUGUUUGCACCAGGCCCCAGUCCACAAAUGCAGGUGCAGGACAGAGACGGGUGGGAAAACCAGUCCCAUCUGUCUAAGGUAUCGCCAGCCCAACAAGCGCGGGGGGGUCAGGCUGGACCACCCCCUGCUCAUCACUUGGAUGUGCAACAGCGAUAUGGUAGAGGGUCAAAAUCUAGCGGGAGUGCAUACUUCAAGGGUGGCAUUGAUGAACACAAGCGCGAGGGUGAAACCCGCGAAGAUGUCGCACGAUCGCACUUCUCACAUGCCAGUUAUGGUGCACAACGGCAACUAGGACGUCAACAGUACAUGCAGCAACAGCAGUACUUACAAAGCAGGCAACCGCAAGACGGUCCAGGCAAUGACUACAAUCCACGUCCAGGCACAUCACCACCUCCACCGCGGUCAUACUAUGCGGAGAGAGAGUUGGAUAGAGACAUGCCUCCCCGUGCGCAGGGCGACAGGAUGCGCGAGAGAGAGGCAUACCUGCGCAGAGAUCGCGAAAGGGUCGAGACAGGGGGAGGGCCUGUAGUGGGAAUGUGUACAGGUGCAGGUGCAGGUGGUCCUUAUAGUAGACCUGGGGAGUACCAGUAUGGGCGUACGCGCCCUGGAGACCAGGAUCAGGGUCAGUACGCUAUGUCACCACAGGAUGCACGCUCACCAGAGCAAACAACAAAGAGGAGAGGUGAUUGGGAAUAAUGUGAGAUUAAGAUAGAAACAGAGGGAACAUGAAUACCUACGAAGAUAAUAAAAUAUGUACAUCCUCAGAUAUCCUCA